UCCUCGUCGCCUCCAAGAUUCAAGGAUCGCGAACGGCCGAUGAUGCGUCAACAUGAACUGUACAUAUCGUUACUAUUGCCUGAUCUCCUCCUUCUCUACUACUGCUUUUCUCUUCUUCUCAAUAUCCUCUGCCUAAACACACAAUCUCACGACGACAGCCGCCUCCUGACAGCGCGACAGCUCGACAGCAAGCAACACUUUGAGCACCUAGCAAGCAACGCGCGGCCGAACCACCCAGUACCUCACAGCACAUAAACGACCUGCUCGGCACAGCACUCGCCCAUCAUGUUCUUCUUCUUCGUCUGCGGAGAAAAGACCAUCCGUAGCAAGCUCCCCGGCUACGAAGGCGUCGUCUGCCAAUGCCACAACUGCGGCAACAUGUCAGGACGCGUCCUCAAGCGCCGGCCCUUCUUCACCUUUUGCUUCGUCCCUAUCAUUCCAUUCUCCAUCUCCGGAUACAAGGACAUCUCCUGCCACAUCUGCAACUACAACCAGCCCCUCGAGCAGCGACCGGACGUACAAGCCAUGGCGAAUGGCGGUGCGGGCGCCGGUCCCCAGCGCGGGCCCGAUCCCAGGUCCCAGCAGGGACACUUCAACCCGCAGCAGCAACAGUACCAGGGACAGGGUCCGCCACCGGGACCCCAAGGUUGGGGGAAGCAAGGGCCGCCUCCUCCUCAGGGAGGCCAUCACUACGGCUAACGAAGAGAAGCCGUGAGAGGGCAUAUUGGCGUUGAGGCAGUGCUGUAACGACAACGGCGUAAUGACUGGGGGCGUGGGAUGGGACGGCUACGGCGUAAAUGGGCUUUUCGAGAUUGAACUGGUCAGGACGGUGGUGCUCUGAUCUGGACGUUGUGAGCGGGGCGUGUUGGUAUGUGUGUUAUGCUCUUGAUAUACCCGUUCUUCCUGGCCUUUUGUUAAUCAGGCUUCAAUCCAUGCUUUAUCUCGUUGCAACUUGGUUCUUGUACAUGCUCGUCUGGCGUGCAUCAUUCCCCUGGGUUUAGGGACUUGG
Emericellopsis atlantica is the source of this 1009-nucleotide messenger RNA. RefSeq lists its product as uncharacterized. Bases 286 to 699 code for a protein of 137 amino acids. NCBI's taxonomy places the organism in Eukaryota, Fungi, Ascomycota, Sordariomycetes, Hypocreales, Bionectriaceae. The record is from RefSeq and is a predicted model, not a curated record. The transcript has 2 exons.